UCGGAAGCAGGGCGUCGCGUCGCGUCACAGGAGCCAGUGGGGCGUCAAGACACCGGAUAACGGAAUGCAUUUUUAAUUUGAUGAUAGAGACUAGUAUCUAUUAUAUCUCAGAUCCUACAUGUGUUUUUCAUGGAAAUAACGCACGUUUGUUCUUAAAGCGACAGCGCGUCACACUCAGAAGACGCGCAGACCGGAGGAAGCGGUGGGAAAUAGAUUAUAACAUACAUUGAAAAAAAUUACGGAGACAUCUCCAAAGCUGGACAGUAACAGAUGAAUCAGAAUCAGAGAUGGGAAGUAAUGCGCAUCACAACCAGGAAGCCGCUCGGGAGCCUGCAGACUCUAUGGUCUGGUUUCGCAGCUACUUGCACGGAGGGACGUCGAGCCUCAUCUCCACGCUGACCACCGUCAUCACCUUCCCUCUGUACAAGACCGUCUUCCGCCAGCAGCUGCACAGCACUUUAGUGCGAGAAGCGGUGGCCCAGCUGCUCAGGGAGGGUCCGGUCAAACUGUACCGCGGUGUGGCUCCACCUUUACUGAUGAGGUCUCUGAACGGGACGCUGCUGUUCGGCCUCCAGGACACCUUCCUGCAGCAGCUGUCACUCUGGGACACGUGUCCUGCUCCCAGGACGGCCCUCCCUGCUCUGGCAGGUUUGGGGGCAGGUGUGCUGGAGGCCGUGCUCUUUUGCCCAUUUGAGCGCGUGCAGAACGUCCUGCAGAACAGCGGGAAUGACACUAGCCUUCCUACAUUAAGAAGCAUACUGCGCAAACUUGCCUCAAAACCGUUGGCGUCAGGGUACUACACUGCCUUUCUGCCUAUACUCGUCCGUAAUGCCUUGGGGAGCAGCCUGUAUUUUGGGCUGAAGGACCCCGUGUCUGAGACUCUCCGGGCUGGAGGCUGUGCUCCUGUAGCGUCCUCCUUUAUUACUGGUGUGUUGAACUCAGUGGUGAUCAGUCUGCCGCUGUACCCGCUCUCUGUGCUGGUGGCGAACAUGCAGGCCCAGGUGGACGGAGGGGGCGGAGGGGUUAAAGGCAGCUGGCAGAGGCUUUGGGCGGCCCGUCAGCGCAGGCUGGUUCUUCUGUACCGUGGAGGAUCGCUGGUGAUCUUCCGCUCCUGCAUCACGUGGGGAAUCACCACUGCCAUCUACGACCAGCUGAAGAGGCUCUCCAGAACCUCAGAUUAACAGACGAUGCUGUUUAGAACACACCUGACAGAACUGAUGUAUUCACUGCUGCAGUAAUGAUGCAUGAGUUGACAUGUAUACUGUAUAGCCAAUGUAAAGGAAUGAAACUGUACAGGUGCUUAGUUCUAUUAAAAAUGUGAAACGAUCCACAUGCAAUUAAGGGAAAA
Molecule: messenger RNA, 1348 nt
Organism: Cyprinus carpio (common carp)
Lineage: Eukaryota; Metazoa; Chordata; Actinopteri; Cypriniformes; Cyprinidae
Product: solute carrier family 25 member 53-like
Source: RefSeq, a predicted model, not a curated record